Molecule: messenger RNA, 2784 nt
Organism: Humulus lupulus (European hop)
Lineage: Eukaryota; Viridiplantae; Streptophyta; Magnoliopsida; Rosales; Cannabaceae
Exons: 5
Coding region: 1-2784 (927 amino acids)
Source: RefSeq, a predicted model, not a curated record
AUGAUACCAGCAUUAGAAGAUUUAGCUAGUCAAUAUCAUAGGAAGAGUGAUUUUGUGAACCUUGGAGAUUCAAAUGAGCACAAUGAUGAAAGGAAUACAUUGCCUGACUUAUUUGCAGAAGCAGAAAAGGAGUUAUACUUUGGAUGUACAACGUUCUCAAUCUUAACAUUUAUUGUUAAUCUAAUGCACAUUAAAGUGAUGUGUGGUUGGAGCAACAAAUCAUUUGAUUUGUUGCUCGACUUACUUUCGAAAGCAUUUCCCAAAGACAAUAAAAUUCCACGAUCUUAUUAUGACGCUAAGAAAAUGUUACGUGAUCUUGGUUUAGGGUACGAAACUAUUCAUGUAUAUGAGUAUGAUUGUGCUUUAUUUUGGAAAGAGAAUAAAAAUGCUGAAAGAUGUCCUAUAUGUGGUCAUGAACGAUACAAAUUCCAAGGAACUAAAGGCAAGAAGAUCCCACACAAAAAGAUGCAAUUUUUUCCUAUAACUCCACGACUACAGAGAAUUUUUAUGCCACGCCAUACAUCAUCUGAUAUGAGGUGGCAUAAGGAAGAAAGUGUUGAUACAGAAUGUGUACUUAGACACCCGGCAGAUGCAGAGGUGUGGAAGGAUUUUGAUAGACAAUAUCCAGAUUUUUCAAAAGAAUCUAGAAAUGUAAGGUUUGGAUUUGCAACAGAUGGGUUCAAUCCAUUCGGUGAUUUAUCAAACUCGUACAGUAUGUGGCCAGUGUUACUAAUGCCAUAUAACAUGCCGCCAUGGAGAUGCAUGAAACGAGAAUUCUUAAUGGUGGCAUUAUUGAUUCCGGGACGUCAUGCUCUAGGAAAAGACAUAGAUGUCUAUUUACAACCUCUGAUCGAUGAGCUGAAGGAACUAUGGGAAAAUGGUGUACGUACUUUUGAUAUUAUUGAUAAAGAAUAUUUUACAAUGCGUGCGGCAAUAUUGUGGACGAUCCAUGAUUUUCCAGCAUAUGGUACUGUAUCUGGGUAUAGCACUCAAGGUUAUAAAGCUUGUCCUGUUUGUGAAGAUGACACAUCUUCAUUUCGAAUAAGAGGAAAAACAUGUUUCAUUGGUCAUCGUCGAUAUUUGUGUCUGAACCACCAAUGGCGCAAUGAUAUGGAGUAUGAUGGUACAAUCAAAAGGCGUUCACCUCCAAGAGUUUUAACAGGAGAUGAAAUCUUAGAUAAAUUAAAAGGUAUAUUGAAAUGUAGGGCAGGUAAAAAUGAUAAGAUCAUUAAGGAUGAUAAGAAACAAAUGAAGGAUGCAUAUUAUGAAAAUAACACGAACUGGAGGCGAAAAAGUAUUUUUUGGGAGUUUGAAUAUUGGCCUAAAUUAAAACUAAGACAUAAUUUGGAUGUGAUGCAUAUUGAGAAAAAUAUAUGUGAUAGUGUAGUUGGUACAAUAUUUAGUAUUGAUGGGAAGUCUAAAGAUACUGAAAAGGCAAGACUUGAUUUACAAGAUUUAAAUAUUCGUAAGCAGCUACACAUGAAAAACAAGGGAAACAAAUGGUUCAAACCAGUAGCAUGUUAUACAUUAUCAGCGAAGGAACGACAAGAAUUUUGUACGUUCAUAAAGUCUAUAAAAUUUCCUAAUGGAUAUGCUGCAAAUAUUUCUCGGAAUGUUAACAUGAAAGAUAGAAAAUUAUUUGGGUUGAAAAGUCAUGAUUGUCAUAUUUUAUUACAGAGGUUGUUACCUAUUGGUUUAAGGCCAUACUUGAAAAAGAAAGUAAUGGAUGUUAUUGCUGAGCUGUCAUUAUUCUUCAAAAAGCUAUGCGCGAGGACAUUAUAUGUGAAAGACUUAGACGAUUUGGAAAAGGGCAUUGUACUCACGCUGUGUAAAUUAGAAAGUAUCUAUCCUCCUGCCUUCUUUGAUGUGAUGAUUCAUCUUAUGGUUCACUUGCCAUUAGAAGCUAAGUUAGGUGGUCCAGUACAAAUGCGAUGGAUGUAUUCAAUCGAAAGGGAAGUAGGUCAUUUGAAAAAAUAUGUGAAAAACAAAGCUCGACCUGAAGGUUCUAUUGCUGAAGGAUACAUUAUUACUGAGGCACUAAACUUUUGUUCAAUGUAUCUUCAUGGAAUGGAAACACGCUUUAAUCGUCCUGAUCGCAAUCCUGAUUACCUUGGAAUUAGAAAACAAUCGACACUGUCAACAUUCAACAUGCCUACAAGACCAUUUGGAAGACAAUCAUCUAUCACACUAACUCAAGAUCAACAAAACCAAGUUCAAUGGUACAUUUUGAAUAAUUGUCCUGAGUUGGAACCAUAUUUAACAGAACAUAGAUUAUUCUUACAAUCUCAAGGAAUUCCGGAUAUCAAUCAAGUGCAAAAAAAUGAAUUUUCAACAUGGUUUGAAAAUAAAAUAAAAAAAAUGAAUGAAACAAUAUCUGGUAAAGCACAGGAAGAUUUGUAUGCAAUUGCAAUGCAACCAAGUUUUUUGGUUUGUACAUAUGCUGGUUGUAUGGUUAAUGGAGUUCGAUACCAUACAAAAAGUCGAGAUGAAAGACUUUUAACUCAAAACUACGGUGUUCACAUUGAAGCAGAAUAUGAUGGAAAUAUAUGUGAUUUUUAUGGUGUCAUUAAUGAAAUUUGGGAAUUUGAAGAUGAACCAUUUGUUCUUGCCAAUCAAGUAAGUUUGGUUUUUUAUUUGGAUGACAUUAAAAAAAGUAAAGAUAAUAAAGAUUGGAAAGUGGUGCAAAAAGUAAAUCAUCGUCACAUCUGGGAUAUACCAUCAAAGCCAAUGGAUGGUGAAGUUGAUGAUGAAGAUCCAACUAUCAACAAUUCUGAAGCAUAUUAA